This is a messenger RNA of Aplosporella prunicola CBS 121167, 1220 nucleotides long. RefSeq lists its product as uncharacterized. The record is from RefSeq and is a predicted model, not a curated record. The transcript is spliced from 3 exons. Gene Ontology annotation, molecular function: phosphoric diester hydrolase activity. The coding region runs from base 100 to 999 and encodes 299 amino acids. Lineage: Eukaryota; Fungi; Ascomycota; Dothideomycetes; Botryosphaeriales; Aplosporellaceae. Gene Ontology annotation, biological process: lipid metabolic process.
GACCGAGGUUACGUAGACGUCGAGAGGUCGUCCGCCUUCCGCAGCGCCCAGGCUGCUGGAAUCAACACCUCAUUCCAGGCCGGUCCGGAGAAAGUCACCAUGGAGCAGCAACAGCUGCUGCCGAAGAGCGAAACCUUCCCUAACCCAACCUUUACGCUCGCGCGCUACGACACGAAGCAUGGCCGGCCGCUACCGCAAGCCAUCGCACACCGCGGCUACAAAGCCAAGUACCCCGAGAACAGUAUGGCCGCAUUCACCGGGGCGGUCGAGGUGGGCGCGCACGCCGUGGAGACGGAUGUGCACCUGACGCGCGACGGCGUCGUGGUGCUCUCGCACGACGCGACGCUGAAGCGCUGCUUCGGGCGCCCCGAGAAGGUCCUCGACUGCGACUGGGAGUACGUCGCGACGCUGCGCACGCUCGAGGAGCCCCAUGCCCCGAUGGCGCGGCUGACGGACUUGCUCGCGUAUCUGGCCCAGCCGGGCUUGGAGCACAUCUGGGUGCUGCUGGAUAUCAAAAAGGACAACAACCUGGACCAGGUGAUGCGCCUCAUUGCGGAGACGAUUGCGGCCGUGCCGGCGAGCCCGGAGAGGCCUUGGAACCAGCGCAUCGUGAUAGGCGCCUGGGCUGCCAAAUACCUCGGCCCCAUCUCGACACACCUCCCCACGUUCCCCAUCACGCACAUCACCGUCUCGCCGCUCAACACGUGCCCGUUCCUGCGCACGCCAUACGCCAGCUUCAACAUGUUCCUCCCGAUGCUCAUGGGCCCGCUGGGCGCGGCGUUCCGGCGCAAAGCGCGCAGCCUGCGCCGCCCCGUUUACGCCUGGACCGUCAACCGCGAAUCCUGGAUGCGGUGGGCCAUUACGCACGCGCUGGACGGCGUCGUCACGGACGAGCUGGAGCGCUUUCUCGACGUGUGUCGGCGGUGGGAGGACCAGCUUGAGGGCUUGGAGCCCGGCGAGGAGCGCCGCAGUUGCUUGGGCCUGUUGUGUUUUGGGUGAUUGGGCGUAUCACGAAGACUUAGAUGAGAGUCGCGCGCGAAGACACGGGCGAGUGGUGAGAGCGGAAAGGAAGGGUUUAGAUAGCGCGGCGUUAUUGGUGUGGGGGUCCAUCACGGCUUGACGCUCGGGCCACCAGUUACACCCGUCAAUUUUUCCGGGGCAGCAGCAGCAGCACCUCGGCGGUCGAGCUUGCGCGCCGCUACCUACCUAACCUACUCCUA